AUGAUUGACGAUGAUUAUGUGUGUGUGUUGCUACAGGUGAUCGGAGGUCGCCUCCGUCUGGUGUACGAGGAGUGUGACGACGGCUCUGACGACUUCUGGUGUCACAUGUACAGUCCUCUGAUCCACAGCAUUGGCUGGUCGCGCUCCAUCGGACACAGAUUCAAACGAUCCGAUGUGUCGAAGAAGCUGAAUGUUCAGUUGGACGCUCCUGGACAGGUCUUUGCUAAGGUGAAGGAGGUGGAUCAAAGCGGCUUCUGGUUUGAAGACACGAUGAAACUAGAAGCCAUCGACCCUCUGAACCUGUCCGCCAUCUGCGUGGCCACAGUGAGGAAGGUGCUGGCAGACGGGUAUCUGAUGAUCGGGAUCGACGGCUCCGAGGCGGCUGACGGGUCGGACUGGUUCUGUUAUCACUCCAUGUCUCCAUCCAUCUUCCCUGCUGGGUUCUGUGAGAUCAACAACAUCGAGCUGACGCCCCCCAGAG
Molecule: messenger RNA, 481 nt
Organism: Notothenia coriiceps (black rockcod)
Lineage: Eukaryota; Metazoa; Chordata; Actinopteri; Perciformes; Nototheniidae
Product: MBT domain-containing protein 1-like
Exons: 4
Biological process (GO): negative regulation of DNA-templated transcription
Cellular component (GO): nucleus
Molecular function (GO): chromatin binding
Source: RefSeq, a predicted model, not a curated record